CUCGCAGACGACAACUAACACUCCCACACCAUGUACAAGCUUGUGAUCCUGAUGUGCGCCGUGGCCGCCGCCCACGCCGGCUACCUGGGAGGCUACGCCGCCCCCGCCGUCGCCGUGGCGCCUGCCGUGGCCGCCCCCGCCCUCGCAGUGGCCCACGCCCCCGUGGCCGUGGCGCCCGCCGCCUCCUCGUACGCCAACACGUACCGCGUGUCGCAGACCGCCCGCCUCCUGGCCGCCCCCGCCGUCGCCGCCGCCCCCGUGGCCUACGCCGCCCCCGCCAUCCACGCCCCUCUGGCCUACGCCGCCCCUGCUGUCGCUGCUCCCAUCCUCAAAGUGCACUGAGAAGGGCAAAUGUCAGCGAUGUAUCAUCCAUUCUGACUCAUCGUUAUUUAAUAAAGACCUCAUAAACAGAAUA
Messenger RNA from Schistocerca cancellata (South American locust), 415 nucleotides. RefSeq names its product cuticle protein 12.5-like. The transcript has 3 exons. Lineage: Eukaryota; Metazoa; Arthropoda; Insecta; Orthoptera; Acrididae. Bases 31 to 342 code for a protein of 103 amino acids. The record is from RefSeq and is a predicted model, not a curated record.